UUGACCUCAGGUGAUCCGCCCGCCUCGGUCUCCUAAAGUGCUGGGAUUACAGGCGUGAGCCUCCGCGCCCGGCCGGUAGCUUCCUCUUUUCUGCUCUCAUCACCUGUACACGGGUUUUUUCCUCAUGUCAACUCUGUGAUGGGCUGGAAUGUUUUCUUCAGAUGUGGGUAAUUUAAAGGGGACAUUUUUGCAAGACACCAACAAAAAAUCGGUUUGUUUAGAGGCAAGUUUUAAAUCAGGGUCCAUUUUUUUAAUAUUGAUGAAUCCUUCAAGAAUUGUAUAUUUACUGCUGCCCUUCGCGAGCAAGCCUGAGAAGCGCGGGCUCGACAUCUCCGUGCGCCCCAGCCGCCGGCCCCCAAGGCAGGCGACGCCGAAGCACAUGUCCUGACGCCCAGGACCGUGGUCGGCCGCUUUCGCACGUGCGUGGCCAGCAGAGGGCGCAGCCGGCCAGCCCCACAGCGAAAGAUCGCCGAGUGCCGCGUCAGCGAUCAAGCUCCUUGCCCUCGCCGCCUGCCAGCUGCCCUGAGUCAGCAAACCAGAGAGGCGAGGACCUCCCAUUUUCCUAGACAGAACAAGUGGGCGUUGGGGGCACGGCGUUGGCAUCGACAAAAGUCAGAAUUCCCGGGAACUUGAAGAGAGGCUGUUAAAUUCCCAGUAAUUGCUCCUUUGGCCUUCUAGGGACUGACUUCAAAGAAGGAAGGAAAUAAUCAGGCAGUGCUUCCUCAUUCUCCUUCAAAACCUGCUUCCCGCUGAGUCUGCACGUAGGAGACCAGAGAGCACCUUGCCCUUCCAUGGAAACUCAGGCCGAUCUCGUAUCUCAGGAACCUCAGGCCCUGCUUGAGAGUGCUCUUCCUUCAAAAGUUCCUGCCUUUUCUGACAAGGACAGCCUGGGGGAUGAGAUGUUGGCAGCUGCACUCCUAAAGGCCAAGUCCCAGGUAAGCUGUGGUUCCUUUCAUCCUUUUCCUUUCCAUUUUCUGUGCAAUGACAUCCCAUUCAGAGCCUUAAACCCUGAUCUUCUCCAUCAGGCCCAUGGUUCUGUCCUGCUGAAUCAUGGACCCUCACCUUCCAUCUUGGACUCUUGUCUCUCUUCCUCCACCCUGCCCUCCUUUCCUCCCUUCCCAAAUGUGCAUUUUUCACCCCAUCCUCAGUUAUUUUUUUGGUGCUGCCAUUCACAUUCCUCACCCUGAAAUUGCAUGCCAGCACGUGUUGUUUCAGGAGCUGGUAACCUUUGAGGAUGUAGCCGUGUACUUCAUCCGGAAGGAGUGGAAGCGUUUGGAACCUGCUCAGAGGGACCUCUACAGAGAUGUGAUGCUGGAGAAUUACGGCAACGUGUUCUCACUGGAUCGUGAGACCAGAACUGAAAAUGAUCAAGAAAUUUCUGAAGACACAAGAUCACAUGGGGUCCUACUGGGAAGAUUUCAGAAGGAUAUUUCUCAGGGUCUCAAGUUUAAAGAAGCCUAUGAACGAGAAGUCAGUCUAAAGAGGCCACUGGGGAACUCCCCUGGAGAAAGACUGACCAGGAAAAUGCAAGAUUUUGGUCAAGUGACAGUUGAGGAGAAGAUAACCCCCAUGGGAGAGAGAAGCGAGAAAUAUGACUUUGGGAACAGCUUCACUGUGAAUUCCAACCUUAUCUCACAUCAGAGACUCCCCGUGGGAGACAGACCCCAUAAGUGUGAUGAAUGUAGCAAGAGCUUUAAUCGAACUUCAGACCUUAUUCAACAUCAGAGAAUCCACACCGGGGAAAAGCCCUAUGAAUGUAAUGAGUGUGGGAAGGCCUUCAGCCAGAGCUCACACCUUAUUCAGCAUCAGAGAAUCCACACUGGGGAGAAACCUUAUGAAUGCAGUGAUUGUGGGAAAACCUUCAGCUGUAGCUCUGCCCUCAUUCUGCAUCGGAGGAUCCACACGGGGGAGAAACCCUAUGAAUGUAAUGAGUGUGGGAAGACCUUCAGCUGGAGCUCCACCCUCACGCACCAUCAGAGAAUCCACACUGGUGAGAAACCCUACGCCUGCAAUGAAUGUGGGAAGGCCUUCAGCAGGAGCUCCACCCUUAUUCACCAUCAGAGAAUCCACACUGGAGAAAAACCCUAUGAAUGUAAUGAGUGUGGGAAGGCCUUCAGCCAGAGCUCACACCUCUAUCAGCACCAGAGAAUCCACACUGGAGAGAAGCCCUAUGAAUGUAUGGAAUGCGGAGGAAAGUUUACCUACAGUUCAGGACUUAUUCAGCAUCAAAGAAUCCACACCGGGGAGAACCCCUAUGAAUGUAGCGAGUGUGGGAAAGCCUUCAGGUACAGCUCGGCUCUUGUUCGCCAUCAGAGAAUUCACACUGGAGAGAAGCCUUUGAAUGGGAUGGGCAUAAGCAAAAGCUCCCUCAGAGUUACAACCGAGUUAAAUAUCAGAGAGUCCACGUGAAAGAGCCACACACCCAUUUUCCUCACUUCCCCUGAGUCUCAAGAGCUCUUGCCUUACUCUAUAAAUCUCAACAGCUUAGGAUGUGUCCCUUCCAACUCAGACCUUCCAUUUUAGAGAAUAGGGCAGAUUGGGCAAAUCGGUGAAUUUUACCAGAAAUCACACCAGCCUUGGAAAGCGACAAGGCAAGCGGAUGGUGUGCUGGGAACAGAAAGCAGCUCUGGGACCAGUCACCCCAUUUAGGAAAGGAGUUUGCACUAAACUGUUUUUCUCACAGCAGAGGAACCUUUCCAAGGUGAGGACGGAAGCACAGUCGGGACAGAAUUUGAUGGAUUCCUUUAGUUGGAGUCCACGUAGUCAGCACAGACGGCAGUGGAAAGGACGCUCUGGGUCCUGUUAUUUGCUAGGGAGGGGAAACGGAGACUCUUUCAAAGUUACUGUUCCUAGUCCAGCUUUAAGUUUCGAUAAGGAACAUGCUGUUUUGUUUCAUGAUUUUAUUAAUUAUGGAAAUUUGGCAUUGAGGGAUUAUAUUAUUGAGGGUGGAAGAGAUUCCAGAAACAUCAUCUGUGAUAAUGAUGUCCUUUAGGGCUCUUGGAGCAGCCAGACCAUGUUUCCAAGAGAAACCUGGUGAUACUGCUGGCAGACCCCACCCUCCCCAGUUGUCCUAGGGCUGAAUGGGCAAAUCUAUCCAAACAGCUAGUAACCGGCUGUGAGGGAGAGGGUCAGAAGCACUUAGCGUUGGCCUCUGAUUCCUGUCCUCUCGUCCUCUUCCCACUCCAGUGAUGAAAAUGAUUUUCUCUAAAUGCCUGGGUAAGGAUGCUUUCAAUGGGUAAGGAUGCUUUCAAGGAGCUCACUCAGCCUGCCUACCCUGCCCUCUCACCUCUGACAUCCGGCCCCAGCAGCCAGACCGCUCCUGCCUCCACCUCUGACUCUUCAGCAGCUGAAGAGUAAUGCAGAUAAAGAGCAAAGCCCAAAAGGAGGGGGGAAAAAAGCGAAGCCCAGAGAAGGCAGGCUGUGCCUGAGCCUGGUGGCAGAGCUCGUUGCUGGCUGAGGAUGGCACUCACCAAGUAUUCCCAACCGAUGGGAUGACCUUCCAUUGUGUUUUCCCAACCCUGCUCAUCCUGUAGCAUAAAUGAAGUGCACUAUUAAACAGAAUAGUUUUUCAGAAGA
Rhinopithecus roxellana (golden snub-nosed monkey) is the source of this 3576-nucleotide messenger RNA. It is a transcript of the gene ZNF3, whose product is annotated as zinc finger protein 3. Gene Ontology annotation, molecular function: DNA-binding transcription repressor activity, RNA polymerase II-specific. NCBI's taxonomy places the organism in Eukaryota, Metazoa, Chordata, Mammalia, Primates, Cercopithecidae. The record is from RefSeq and is a predicted model, not a curated record. Bases 1051 to 2409 code for a protein of 452 amino acids. The transcript is spliced from 5 exons. Gene Ontology annotation, biological process: negative regulation of transcription by RNA polymerase II.